AUGCCUGAGUUAAGUGCUGAUAUUACGGUGCAUCGUGUCCCCAUAAAAGAAGAGUGCAAGCCAGUUCAACAGAAGCUCCGAAGGAUGAGACCCGAUGUUGCAAUAAAAAUAAGGGAAGAUGUCAAAAAGCAGUUUGAUGCUGGAUUCUUACAAGUGGUUAAUUACUCAGAAUGGGUAGCCAACGUUGUCCCUGUCCCUAAGAAAUAUGGAAAAGUGCAGAUGUGUGUAGAUUACAGAGACUUAAACAAGGCCAGCCCAAAGGACAACUUCCCACUGCCUCACAUCGACACUUUGGCGGAUAACACGGCAAGUUACUCACUAUUCUCCUUCAUCAAUGGUUUCUUUGGAUACACUCAGAUAAAGAUGCAUCCUGAAGACAUGGAAAAGACCGCAUUCAUAACUCUGUGGGGAACUUUUUGCUAUAAGAAGGCUGUGAAAGGGAGUACAAUAGUAAAUUUUCUAGCGAGUAGAGCUCUAGAAGAUUAUGAGCCUUUGAAAUUUGAUUUCCCUAAUGAAGACCUAACGUAUAUGGCAACUACUGAAGAAGAUACUCCAGAAGAUCAUCCUUGCAAAUUGAAUUUUGACAGAGCAUCAAACGUCGUCGGUAAUAGAAUUGGGGUAGUCUUGAUAUCCCCAAAUGGAGAUCAUUAUCCAUUAUGCAAAUUAGAUUUUGACUGCACAAAAAAUAUGACAGAAUAUGAAGCAUGUAUCAUAAGAAUCUGUGCAGCCAUAGAGCGUAAAAUCAAGCUCAAAGGUGAAUGGGAAACAAGAGACCCAAAGUUGAUCAAUUAUCGAAAGCUAGUUCUGGAAUUAAUUGAGGUGUUUGAUGAUAUCACUUUCUGUUACCUCCCGCGAGAUGAAAACCAGAUGGCUGACGCCUUGGCUACAUUAGCUUCUAUGAUCAGAGUAAAUAAACGAGAGGAUAUGAAGCCGAUCCAGAUGAGUAUUUAUGAGGCUCCAACUCAUUGCUGCAAUAUCGAUGAAGAAGAGGAGAGAGAUGUUUAUCCUUGGUAUCAUGAUAUUCUACGAUAUGUGAAGAACAGUGGAUACCUCGAUCAGAUAACUAAAAAUGGUAAGAGAAUGUUGAGGAGGUUGGCCAGUGACUAUGUCUUAAACAAAGAGAUCCUGUAUAAAAAGAGAAAGGAUGAGGUGCUAUUAAGAUGUGUAGAUGUUGUUGAAGCUAAGAAAAUCUUGGAAGAAGUUCAUGAGGGUGUUUGCGGGACGCAUGCCAAUGGUUUCAUAAUGGCCAAGCAAAUCAUGAGACUUGGGUAUUACUGGUCCACGAUGGAAGGAGACUGCAUCAGUUACGCCAAGAAGUACCAUAAGUGCCAAAUCUAUGGAGACAAAAUUCUUGUGCCUCCGUCACCUCUUCAUGUUAUGACUUCUCCAUGGCCUUUCUUUAUGUGGGGAAUGGAUGUCAUUGGGCUGAUCUCACCAAAAUCUUCUAAUGGACAUCAAUUCACUUUUAUGGUUAUCGAUUACUUUACCAAAUGGGUAGAGACUGCUACAUACGCCAAUGUCACAAAGUCGAUAGUUAGCAAGUUCUUGAAGAAGGAGAUCAUAUGUCGAUAUGGCAUGCCAGAUAGGAUCAUAUCUGACAACACGUUGAAUUUGAAUAAUAGUGUGAUAGUGGAGGUCUGCAGCUAG
Molecule: messenger RNA, 1647 nt
Organism: Gossypium arboreum
Lineage: Eukaryota; Viridiplantae; Streptophyta; Magnoliopsida; Malvales; Malvaceae
Exons: 3
Coding region: 1-1647 (548 amino acids)
Biological process (GO): DNA integration
Molecular function (GO): nucleic acid binding
Source: RefSeq, a predicted model, not a curated record